AGCGCGCUCCCGGCGCUGCCGUAAAGCGGCGCCGCGGCGGAGCCGGGAGGGAGCGGGUAACAAAAAAAAAGAAUACCACAAGGACAGAGUUCACCGAAAUGUGAGAAUGGCCAAUUCUUUAAGAGGUGAAGUGGUGAAACUGUACAAAAAUCUGCUGUACCUUGGAAGGGAGUAUCCCAAAGGAGCAGACUACUUCAGAUGCCGUUUGAAAGCAGCUUUUCUAAAAAACAAAGAUGAGACAGACCCUGAAAAAAUUAAGCAACUGAUUGCCCGGGGAGAAUUUGUUGUAAAGGAGCUGGAGGCUUUGUACUUCCUGAGGAAAUACCGAGCCAUGAAGCAGCGCUACUACAGCGAUGACAAGCCUUGACUGUGCCUGUAACCACACACACCCUGGAAAGGUAACAAUAAAAGAGCUCUAACUGCAAAAGAAGUGAAAUGUAAAUCCUUCCAACCCCUCUAGAGCACAAAUCAGGGAGCUGCUUCCCUGCCAGGAGUCGAUUGAAGGGUUUGGGACGUGCAGUUUAUGGGUAAUAGGUCUUCCUCCGCUUUUGACUGCCUCAAACUAAACCUUCAGGUAUGAAAUGAUUUUGCACAAAGCAGUGGUUGCACAGCCCUGUUCUGUCUCACUUCAAUGUAUGUGUUGAACAGAAACUCUUACCUCGUU
Corvus hawaiiensis (hawaiian crow) is the source of this 664-nucleotide messenger RNA. It is a transcript of the gene ETFRF1, whose product is annotated as electron transfer flavoprotein regulatory factor 1. Bases 107 to 367 code for a protein of 86 amino acids. Lineage: Eukaryota; Metazoa; Chordata; Aves; Passeriformes; Corvidae. The record is from RefSeq and is a predicted model, not a curated record. The transcript has 3 exons. Gene Ontology annotation, cellular component: mitochondrion. Gene Ontology annotation, biological process: respiratory electron transport chain.